CCUCCAGGUUGAUAAUAUGGCCUCAUUAUACCAGCGUGUCACGAUGAUACCAGAGGACCUCUUGAACACUCUGGAGGAUUUGAGAGACCAGGAAUUCCAGGACUUCAAAUGGUAUCUGCAGCAGCCUGACAUCCUGGCAGGCUGCCAAACCAUCAAAGCGUCCAGGCUGGAAAAGGCAGAGAGGCGGGACACUGUGGAUCUGAUGGUGCACACCUGUAAACUUUAUGGAGCUCUGACGGUGACCAAGAAGGUUUUAGGGAAGAUAAACAGGAAGGAUCUGGUGCAGAGUUUGUCAGACAGCAGCUCAGAACCACGAGUGGAUGUCAGUGAUGCUAAAGAGACUUCAGAGAAAAGAGGACCUUCCUCCUCACACACAGAAGGCAAAGUUGCUGUGUUCUCUGACAUGAUGGUUCCAGUACCGGAGCCACAACCCAGCUCAUAUUACCAAGAUGGUCUUCAGUCAAACCUCAAAGACAGGUUUAUGUGUGCGCAGCAGGGGUGGGCCCAGAAAAAGGAUGAGAAACGUAUGGAUAAUAUCUACACAGAGCUGUACAUCACAGCUAGUGGUGACGUACACAUCAACACACAGCAUGAGGUCAUACAGAUUGAGACAGCAGGGAAGCCAGCAGACACUGAGAAACCAAUCAAACCCAGUGACAUGUUCAAGCACCCAUCUGGAGAAUACAGACCCAUCAGGACAGUUCUGACCAAUGGAGUUGCAGGAAUCGGCAAAACAUUUCUUGUACAUAAGUUUGUGUUGGACUGGGCCGAAGGACGAACCAAUCAAGAUGUGCAUCUCAUUUUCCCCUUCACCUUCCGUCAGCUGAAUCCACUGAAAGAGGAAAAGUUUAGUUUGGCAGAGCUCAUUCAUGAAUGCAUCAGGGAGACCAGAGACAUCAAGGAAGAGGCUCUAAAUCACAUCUUUACAACUCUGCAGUCAUCAGGAAACACCAACUUUGACAAGAGUCCAUUCAAACUUCUGUUUGUGUUUGAUGGACUGGAUGAGAGCCGCCUUCAACUGGACUGCUUCACUAAUCGAAAGCAGAAUGAAUACUUUAAUGUUACAGAGUCCACCUCAGUGGAUGUGCUGCUAGCAAACCUCAUCAAGAAGAAUCUGCUUCCCUCUGCUCGCCUCUGGAUAACCACACGACCUGCAGCAGCCAAUCAGAUCCAUUCUGAUUUUAUUGACAACAUGACAGAGGUCAGAGGGUUCACUGACCCACAGAAAGAGGAGUACUUCAGGAAGAGAUUCAGAGAUGAGGAGCAGGCCAGAACCAUCAUCUCCCACAUCAAGAAAUCACGAAGCCUCCACAUCAUGUGCCACAUCCCAGUCUUCUGCUGGAUCACUGCUACAGUUCUGGAGGAUGUGUUGAGCAGAGAGGGAGGAGAGCUGCCCAAGACCCUGACUGAGAUGUACAAUGAAUUUGUGGUGUUCCAGGUUGAUCAGGCAAAAGAAAAAUAUGGACCAGAAAAGUGUGUUCAGUACAUUAAGUCAUUAGCAAAACUGGCUUUUGAGCAGCUGGAAAAUGGCAACCUCAUCUUCUACGAGAAAGACCUGAUAGAGAGUGGCAUCGAUGUCAGUGGAGCCUCGGUGUGCUCAGGAGUGUUCACACAGAUCUUUAAAGAGGAGCGUGGAAGAAAGAAUGAUGAAAAAUUGUUCAGCUUUGUCCAUCUGAGCAUUCAAGAGUUUCUGGCAGCUUUCUAUGUAGAGAAGUCUCUUGUUAACAGAAACAAGAAUGUCAUGUCUGAGCCAGGGCAAACUUGUAGUGGACAUGUACGAAUGUUUUUGAGCAAAACGUCUAUGAGAGAGCUCCACAGGUUUGCUAUUGACAAGGCCUUACAGAGUCCAAAUGGACACCUGGACUUGUUCCUCCGCUUCCUCCUGGGUCUUUCAAUGCAGACCAAUCAGACUCUCCUACGAAAUGUACAGAAAAAGAAAAGAAACUUACAGACCCAUCAGGAAACAGUUGAGUACAUCAAGAAGAAGAUCAGUGAGAAUCUGCCUGCAGAGAGAAGCAUCAAUCUGUUCCACUGUCUGAAUGAACUGAAUGAUCGUUCUCUAGUGGAGGAGAUCCAACAGUCCCUGAGAUCAGGAAGUCUCUCCACAGAUAAACUGUCUCCUGCUCAGUGGUCAGCUCUGGCCUUCAUCUUACUGUCAUCAGAAGAAGAUCUGGACGUGUUUGACCUGAAGAAAUACUCUUCUUCAGAGGAGGCUCUUCUGAGGCUGCUGCCAGUGGUCAAAGCCUCCAACAAAGCUCUGCUGAGUGGCUGUAAUCUGUCUGAGAGAAGCUGUGAAGCUCUGUCUUCAGUUCUCAGCUCAAAGUCCUCUAAACUGAGAGAGCUGGACAUGAGCAACAAUGACCUGCAUGAUUCAGGCGUGAAGUUGCUCUCUUCUGGACUGAAGAGUCCACACUGUAGACUGCAGACUCUCGGGCUUUCAGGCUGUAUGGUCACAGAGGAAGGCUGUACUUCUCUGGCCUCAGCUCUGAACCACAACCCCUCCCAUCUGAGAGAGCUUGACCUGAGAUACAAUCAUCCAGACUCAGGAGUGAAGUUGCUGUCUUCUGGACUGAAGGAUCGACGCUGGAGACUGGACACUCUCAGACUGGAUCAUGGUGGAGAGCAGAGGCUGAAACCUGGUCUGAGGAAGUAUUUCUGUGAACUCACAGUGGACACAUACACAGUCAACAGAAAACUCAAACUGUCUGACAACAACAGGAAGGUGACACAUGUUAAAGAGAAGCGGUCAUAUCCUGAUCAUCCAGAGAGGUUUGAUGUCUACUAUCAGCUGCUGUGUAGAAAUGGUCUGACUGGUCGCUGUUACUGGGAGGUCGAGUGGAAAGGAGUGGUUCAUGUAUCAGUGAAUUACAGAGGAAUCAGCCGGAAAGGAUUCGAUACUGACUGCAGGUUUGGAGGGAACGAUCAGUCCUGGAGUCUGAGGUGCUCUGAUGGUCAUUACUCUGUCUGUCACAAUAAGAGAGAAACUUCCCUUCCUUCCUCCUCCUCCUCCUCCUCCUCCUCCUCCUCCGCCUCUAACAGAGUAGCAGUGUAUGUGGACUGUCCUGCUGGGACUCUGUCCUUCUACAGAGUCUCCUCUGACAGACUGAUCCAUCUCCACACCUUCAACACCACAUUCACUGAACCUCUGUAUGCUGGGUUUGGGUUUAGCUUCCAGUCUGGUUCCUCAGUGUCUCUGUGCUCAGUGUAGGAGAG
Molecule: messenger RNA, 3213 nt
Organism: Scomber japonicus (chub mackerel)
Lineage: Eukaryota; Metazoa; Chordata; Actinopteri; Scombriformes; Scombridae
Product: NACHT, LRR and PYD domains-containing protein 3-like
Exons: 7
Coding region: 17-3208 (1063 amino acids)
Molecular function (GO): protein binding
Source: RefSeq, a predicted model, not a curated record